This is a messenger RNA of [Torrubiella] hemipterigena, 1001 nucleotides long. The record is from the annotation of a GenBank genome assembly. Lineage: Eukaryota; Fungi; Ascomycota; Sordariomycetes; Hypocreales; Clavicipitaceae.
GAGCGGUAGCCGCCGAGGGUCCGCCAUCGCCUGAUGGUGCUGUGAAACUCAAUUUGGACCAAGGAUUGCGUCUGUCUGUGCAUACCAGACUGACGUAGGCCGAGGUGAGAUGCAUUAGCAUGCGUGGAGAGUCGGAACUGGAAGGAUGUGCGUGAUGAUCUGUUGCCGGCCGCUCGAGCAAUGUGAACGCCUACCGGAGUAUAUACUGCUGGGUACACCUGCACUUUCAAACACAUAGCCGCAAAACUCACCAAACCAAAAUCAUGUAUCUUCACAGCAUUCUUACUCUUGCCGCUACACUUGCGCCGCUUGUGGCAGCCACCCCCUUGGACACCAACACCCAAUUGGGGGAUGCAGCCAUUGGCAGCAGACUGUCACGCCGUGCAAGCUGCGAGAAAUGGAAAACCGACGGUGACAUCUUUACCAAGUCUUCAGAUUCCACAAUAGUCGUCUCGGAUAACAUGCGUGGCCCACAGCGGUUCUUUGUACCGGUUGGCCGUGCACAAAACUGGACACACAGCGCCAGCAUCAAUCCUGAUGAUAUUGGCGAUGUUGAGGCCCUGGGAAAGAGCAUCUCCAAGGACUUUAAAGUCUCGAGAAACGACACGAGCAAGUACGUGUUUGAAAUUGACACAGCAAAAAUGGGCACCGUAGGAUUCACACCGAUCAUGGAAUGCGUCAAGGGCAAGACAACCUGUAGUGGCAAGCCUGUCGAGGGCGAAAUCUGCUGGCCCAAGGCUGGAUUCACCGAUCCAGAGACGAGCGUUGAUGGAAUUUGGGCUCUUAUUCAACACUGAUAGGCAUAGUUUUAUUAAUUAUUGCAUGCAUCACUAUAUAAACUUUAAAGGGAAUAGAGGGGGGCAUUGCGGUAUACUAUAGAGGGUAUACACUGUUUCUUGGAUAGCAGCACCCUCCCCUCCUCUCAACACAAAUACAAUUUCUUUGUACAAAAAAAAUAAAAGAAAACAAGAAAUUCCGCAGUUGUUCCAGCUAAAAGCCAC